This is a messenger RNA of Sabethes cyaneus, 2074 nucleotides long. Its product is annotated as probable methylthioribulose-1-phosphate dehydratase. Gene Ontology annotation, cellular component: cytoplasm. The transcript is spliced from 3 exons. Bases 525 to 1235 code for a protein of 236 amino acids. Lineage: Eukaryota; Metazoa; Arthropoda; Insecta; Diptera; Culicidae. The record is from RefSeq and is a predicted model, not a curated record. Gene Ontology annotation, molecular function: metal ion binding; methylthioribulose 1-phosphate dehydratase activity.
UGAAGUAAACAAAAACAAAAUUGUGCGGACAUCAGACAACAGACAAUAAACCUCUUUUUGAAAACGUAUUUUCACGAUUACACGUUUAUAGUGUGCGUAGGAGCAACUGUCAUAGUUCUAUAAUCUAAUGUAAAAUGACUAUCAUGGUAUUGUCAUGCGAAGAUUCUAUAAAAAGUUGAAGUAUGUAUUGAUAAUGUGAUGUUAUCUGUCUACCCUGUCUACAUUUGAGAUCGCCGGAAAUAGUACGCUUGAAUCGCACAGUAAUGCUCUAUACAGAGUUCUACAUUCAACGUAGAUAUAACAUAUAGCGUAAAAUCGAUUUUUAUCUAUAUUGGCUUACGGUUUGCCACUGAGCAGACAAUAGUUUAUUAGGCAAAGUAAGUCUGUCGGGAUAAGAUAAAGUUUGCUGCUGAUUAAUCCGAAAGUGCACUUACAGCCACGAAAGCUCACAACACAGGAAAAGUUAACUAAUCAUAACACUUUGAGGUCCACAGUACAAAGUUUGAUAUAAUUUUUUACAAGCUAUGGCAUUGUCCAGAUCCUCAAUAUACCGUGACCUGUCAGAGGAGCACCCGAGAAAGCUUAUACCGGAGCUAUGUAAGCAAUUUUACAAUCUUGGUUGGGUUACUGGAACUGGUGGAGGAAUAAGCAUUAAACUGGACGACGAAAUAUACAUUGCACCUUCUGGUGUGCAGAAAGAACGUAUCCAACCAGAUGAUUUAUUCAUUCAGAACAUAGACGGAGAUGACCUACAGGAGCCUCCGGAAUACAGAAAGUUAACGAAAAGUCAGUGCACACCACUAUUCAUGUUAGCAUAUCGUGAAAAAAAUGCUGGAGCAGUUAUUCACACUCACAGCCCCGCUGCUGUAAUGGCUACACUUUUGUGGCCCGGAAGAGAAUUUAGGUGCACUCAUUUAGAAAUGAUAAAAGGAAUUUAUAGUUAUGAAUUGGAGCGCAACUUACGCUUCGACGAAGAACUCAUAGUACCUAUUAUAGAGAAUACACCAUUCGAGAAGGACCUAGAAGAACGCAUGGCCAACACCAUGAAAGAAUAUCCGGGAACAGCGGCAAUACUUGUUCGAAGACAUGGCGUUUACGUGUGGGGUGGAAGUUGGCAAAAAGCUAAAGCAAUGACCGAAUGUUACGACUAUUUAUUUUCCUUGGCGGUCGAAAUGAAAAAGCUGGGCCUCGAUCCUAACGAAGUUCCAAAAUACUACAGAAAUAAUAAGAAGUAACUUGAUGUAAACCGGAACAACGAAUAAAUGUUUUUUUCUGAAUUAUAAGCAAUAGGAAAACGGAAAUGUAGUUUGAGCACAUAGUGUUUUGCGAUAUUUGAAAAAAGAAAACCGCUUUAAGCAUAGGAAGUUUUCUACCGAUUAAAAAGUGCACCUAGAACCAAUCUCCCAUGUGUGGAAACAAAAGGGUACUAAGUUUAGAACCGUACAACCAUUUAUAAGCUUUUCAAAUCUCAAAAAUAUUCGAAAACCUUCAAAUUCGUUCGUUAUUUAAUUUAUAGUUUUUUUUUAAUUUGUACAGCACAAUUACAGACUGGCGAAAAAAAUCUACCUAAACUUAACUAAAACAUGAAGCCGAUAAACAACACAUUUUUUUAUAUUUGGUCGGUGUUAAGUCAGACUGAACCAAGUGACAAAGCUCUGAUUUCGAGAAAAACGCGUUCAAAGUUUGUUGUACUGUAUGAUUUAUACCUAUCAAUCGUUCAAAAUCAUUUUAUAACUCUAACCGUUUGUAACAUUCAUGUAAUCUGUUUAAAACGACAUGUAGCUUAGAAAAUUAUUGAUCGUUUGCUGUCAUUAACUCAUUUUUUUAAAUUUUGCGACUUGGUCCGGUCUGAUUUAACACCGACCAUUUGAACUAUAGUAUAAAGUAACUGAACCUAUAGAAGAUUGUUGGAAAGUGAUCAUUGUUAGUAGUAAGCCAUGAGCCAUAAAACAUAAAAAAGCAAUAGGAAGCCAUAAUAAAACUGAAUAAGAAAAAGAAAAUGAAUAAGAUUUACUUUUAUUAGGUUACUAGCUGACCCGACAAACUUCGUAUCGCCACAAAUUAAACUGUGUUG